Messenger RNA from Asparagus officinalis (garden asparagus), 1273 nucleotides. RefSeq names its product AP2-like ethylene-responsive transcription factor At1g79700. NCBI's taxonomy places the organism in Eukaryota, Viridiplantae, Streptophyta, Magnoliopsida, Asparagales, Asparagaceae. Gene Ontology annotation, biological process: regulation of DNA-templated transcription. The record is from RefSeq and is a predicted model, not a curated record. Gene Ontology annotation, molecular function: DNA-binding transcription factor activity; DNA binding.
AUGGAUGUGAUGCUGAUUAAGAACGAGAUUAACGAUAAUAGAAGGAGAGUUCUUAGCGUACCUGCAAAUUCAGCGGAGGGCAGUGGCGGUGUCAAGUGCAUUAAGAGGAGGAGAGAGCCAGCAUUGUCAGCGGUUGUGAAGAAUGGCAACGGAGAGGCAACAGCUCAGCAGAUUCCAACUGGUAGUACUAUUAAGAGGAGCUCCAGGUUUAGAGGAGUUAGCAGACAUCGAUGGACUGGCCGGUUUGAAGCUCAUCUAUGGGAUAAAGGAUCCUGGAAUGUUACACAAAGGAAGAAGGGAAAACAAGUUUACCUUGGUGCAUAUGAUGAGGAAGAAUCAGCAGCAAGAGCUUAUGAUCUAGCUGCCCUCAAGUAUUGGGGACCUACCACCUUCACAAACUUCCCUGUGACAGAUUAUGAAAAAGAGCUACAGAUAAUGCAGAAUGUAACCAAAGAAGAGUAUCUAGCCUCUUUAAGAAGAAAGAGCAGUGGCUUCUCAAGAGGUGUAUCCAAGUAUAGAGGAGUUGCAAGGCAUCAUCAUAAUGGAAGAUGGGAAGCGAGAAUUGGCAGAGUUUUCGGGAACAAAUAUCUCUACCUUGGAACAUACAGCACUCAAGAAGAGGCUGCUCAUGCUUAUGACAUUGCAGCAAUUGAAUAUCGAGGGAUCAAUGCAGUUACCAACUUCGACCUGAGCACAUACAUAAGGUGGCUCAGGCCGGGCAUUUCCAAUAUCAUGAACAACCCACAGGAAGCACAGCCGAACACUGGACAAUUACAAGCAAACAUCUUUCCGAGCAAUGUUGAUGCGCAAAUUUCACUAGCAAAUCGAAGGGCCUUCACAGUUGACGUGCAACAGUUGUCAUGCAAACAUGAAUUCAUGCCGUACCAAACCACAGGCGGCAACAAGUCAUCUCCGACAGCACUUGGUCUGUUACUGAAAUCGUCAAUGUUUCAACAGCUCGUGGAGAAGAAUUCAAUUGUAUCAAAUGAGGAUGUCGACGGAGAGGACGUCAAGGAUCUGAGGCUGCAACUGGAGGCCGGGGAUAUGUACAAUAGAAUCGUGUAUGAGGGGAUAGUGGACUCGAACGCUGAGGUCAAUGAGCAAGGAAUCUGGAACGGUGCGCUGGGGAUUCAGUAGACGUCACUGGGCAUGAAGUCCUUGUGGGAGAGAAUGUGACAAAGGGGAGAGAGUUGUGUGCUCAUAACUCUGUACUUUGACUUUUGAAGUAUAGACGUCUCUCUUUGGCACAGAGUCAUGAAUAAAGAACAGGGUU